ACUUAAUUAGGACUUAAGAGGGCCAUCAUGGGGUGCAGUUUGUUGAUAAGUGGUUUAAUCUUGUGGUUUGCCAUGAGUAGUAAGAAUAAUGGUAUAUUAGCAAUAAUGGAUGAGGAAUUAAUUAGUAAAAGUUCCUCAUCAAGUUACAACUAUGCAGAUGCUCUUGGCAAAGCAAUCUUGUUUUUUGAAGGACAACGCUCAGGGAAAUUGCCUAAAGACCAAAGAGUGAAGUGGAGGGGAGAUUCAGCACUCUCUGAUGGCAAAACUCAAAAUGUGAAUUUGGUUGGAGGAUACUAUGAUGCUGGUGAUAAUGUAAAGUUUGGAUGGCCAAUGUCAUUUACAGUCAGCUUAUUGAGUUGGGCUGCUGUUGAAUAUGAAAGUGAGAUUUCUUCAGUUAACCAGAUUGGUUAUCUCCGCCGUGCUAUUCGUUGGGGUACAAAUUUCAUACUUCAAUCUCACACUUCUCCAAUCACGCUCUUCACACAGGUUGGAGAAGGAAACGCUGAUCAUAAUUGUUGGGAGCGUCCAGAAGACAUGGAUACUCCAAGAACACUUUACAAGAUUGAUGCUAAUUCCCCUGGAACUGAGGCUGCAGCUGAGGCUGCUGCUGCACUUUCAGCUGCUUCAAUUGUCUUUAAGAAAAAAGAUACCAAAUAUUCGUCGAAGCUAUUAAGACAUUCAAAAUCUUUGUUUGAUUUUGCUGACAAGUAUAGAGGCACCUACACAGGUUCUUGUCCAUUCUACUGCUCGUACUCUGGUUACCAAGAUGAACUAUUAUGGGCUGCUGCUUGGUUAUACAAGGCCAGUGGAGAAAGCAAGUACUUGAAGUACAUCACAGAUAACCAAGGUUGGAAUCAGGCAGCGUCUGAGUUCAGCUGGGAUAACAAAUUUGUUGGAGUUCAAACAUUACUAACACAGGAAUUCUAUGGUGGGAAGAAGGACUUAGCAAAGAUUCAUAGUGAUGGUGAAUCAUUUAUAUGUGCUUUGAUGCAAGGAAGUUACUCUCUACAGAUUAAAAAAACACCUGGUGGACUUUUGUAUACUAGAGAUAGUAAUAAUUUGCAAUACACCACGACCUCAACCAUGGUACUAUUCAUUUUCUCCAAAAUCCUAAACAAAAAUAAUAUUGAUGGAAUUCAUUGUGGCUCUACCAAUUUCACCUCCUCUGAAAUUAAAGCCUUUGCAAAAUCACAGGUGGACUACAUACUAGGUAACAAUCCCAUGAAGAUGUCAUACAUGGUGGGAUAUGGAAGUAAAUAUCCAAAGCAAUUACAUCACAGAGGUUCUUCCAUCCCUUCAAUCAAAGUUCACCAGACCAAAGUGGGUUGCAAUGAUGGUUACACAGAUUAUUUCUAUUCCUCUAAUCCAAAUCCUAAUAUUCAUGUGGGUGCUAUAGUUGGAGGCCCUGAUUUUAAUGACCAAUUUAAUGAUGCAAGAUCUGAUUACUCUCAUUCUGAACCUACUACUUAUAUGAAUGCUGCUUUCAUAGGUUCUGUCGCAGCUUUGAUUGGCGAAAUUAAAACCGGGACUAUGUAGUUUUUCGAAGUUGAUUAUGUGAAGCCUAAGGAAAUUGAUUAGUACUGCAUAAUUGAUGCUAAUUAUCCAUGUUAAGAAAAUCUCAUGUGUAAAAUUAUUACAAGUGAACUAGUUAAAUAAUUUGUUAGGAACAUUAGGUUCAUACUUCAAAAGACUGUAAUCUUGUCUUAUUAUAGAUUAAAGGAAAAUGCUAAAAAGUGGGCUUAGAACAUUUUUAAUGUUAUUACAAAAAACAUUUGUUAA
Messenger RNA from Medicago truncatula (barrel medic), 1779 nucleotides. RefSeq names its product endoglucanase. Gene Ontology annotation, biological process: carbohydrate metabolic process. The transcript has 8 exons. Bases 28 to 1536 code for a protein of 502 amino acids. The record is from RefSeq and is a predicted model, not a curated record. Lineage: Eukaryota; Viridiplantae; Streptophyta; Magnoliopsida; Fabales; Fabaceae. Gene Ontology annotation, molecular function: hydrolase activity, hydrolyzing O-glycosyl compounds.